Molecule: messenger RNA, 717 nt
Organism: Anopheles merus
Lineage: Eukaryota; Metazoa; Arthropoda; Insecta; Diptera; Culicidae
Exons: 2
Coding region: 54-608 (184 amino acids)
Source: RefSeq, a predicted model, not a curated record
UGCGGCUCAUUAACAUAACAACUUUAGUUUUUCUACUAAAAAUCGCACCGCUUAUGGAAAGUGGCAAGUCUACAGCUGGUUUGCCGCAACGGCGCAACGAAUCAAAACAGUACACAUUUAAAAUAUUAAAAUAUAUCAGCAAAGAAACGCCAUACAAGCGCACCCAUCUGCACUACUUCAAAACGAUUUUACGUCGCAACCAGCCGACGCUGCUGAACAUGUCGCUGUUCAUACCAGAAGUGCUGAACUAUGUAUGGGUGAGAAUUAGGCUGCACUACAAGUUUAACACCUACCAGCCAUUUCUGAUCGAUAUGGAGCAGGAAGCUUGCGAAUAUAUAAGGAACCGUCCGAUCAUUCCACAGACGGAUUAUAUAUAUGAAACGUUCGUAAAACGUUUACCAGCCAUUGCCGGACCAUGUCCGCAUGGGAAUAGAACAUAUGACAUUGUUUGGUGGCUCGAGGAGCGGCAUACACCACGCUCCAUUCCGGCAGGAGAGUAUCGGCUGGAUAUGAAAUUUGUCGCCAUUGAUAACGUGACGCUCUUUGCUUCGGAAACGUACUUUACGGCUAGGCGUAAUGGUAUCUUACGCUCGAUGAUUGAAUGGUAAUAAUGUUGGGCAGAAGAUACGUAGAUAAUGGCACGAGAGUAACUUAAAUAUUCGCAUCGGUCUAAUAUUGCGUUGUUUCUACGGCAGAUACCUGUAAAAUGUGUGUAGU